This is a messenger RNA of Lodderomyces pseudojiufengensis, 2208 nucleotides long. RefSeq lists its product as uncharacterized. Gene Ontology annotation, molecular function: ferric-chelate reductase activity. The transcript has a single exon. Gene Ontology annotation, biological process: iron ion transport; intracellular iron ion homeostasis; copper ion import. NCBI's taxonomy places the organism in Eukaryota, Fungi, Ascomycota, Pichiomycetes, Serinales, Debaryomycetaceae. The record is from RefSeq and is a predicted model, not a curated record. Gene Ontology annotation, cellular component: plasma membrane. The coding region runs from base 1 to 2208 and encodes 735 amino acids.
AUGAAAGUCAAGAACAUCAAUCUUUUUUGCACAUUAUACUGUUUAUUACUCACAGUUGUUAAUGGUGAAAAACUUGAAAAAUAUAAUAACGGUUUGACAUCAAGAUUCAUCUAUGCUUGUUAUUAUCAAGCUGUGGGGGAAGUAUCAUUCUGUCCUCCCACAGAGAAAACUUGCAUGUGUACGAAUAAAAAUUCACUUGCAACCGUAGCUGGGUGUUUGUAUGGUAUAAAUAAAACAGCUUCUAAAUACACUGACUACUUAACUGAAGUUUGCUCAUAUUAUAAAGUCGUUGUUCCAAGUAAUUGGUAUGAGGAAUCAAUUGGAUAUUAUUUAUCUGACGCAAAAUCUGCAGAUCAAAUUGAAAACUUCAACAUGAGUGUACCAAUAGAUACUCCAUUUAUACUUAAUAAAACAAGAACUGAAAUUAUACAGAGUUCAUAUACUCGAUUUUAUAAUAAUUAUGGUUAUAGUGUGGAUUAUGCUGCAGGUAUGUUAGGUUAUUGGUUAUUGGUUUUACUUUUAGGGGCUUUUACAAAUUGGUUUAAAGUAAUGUUUCCAAGUACCACUAAAAAAAUGACACAUCCUAUUAUCAAUUGGUGGAGAACAUAUAUUUCAAUGCCUGCUACUUUUGGUAAAAAGAGAGCUCAAGAACAAAAUUUCUUAAAAUAUUUUGAUUAUUUAAUACCUUCAAGAUUUGAAUCAAUAGUUAUUUUUUUGUUUUAUUGCGUAACUGUGUUGGUCAAUGCAUUAAAUUUGAAAGUUCCUAAUAGUGAUUACUUGGAAGAAACAAAAUAUAUGGGUGAGAUUAGAUAUGUUGCUGAUAGGACUGGUAUAAUUGCAACUGUAAUGAUGCCGUUGGUAUUUCUAUUUGCUGGUAGAAACAAUUUUUUACAAUGGAUAGUUGGUUGGAAUUAUAGUACAUUCAUGACUUACCAUAGACAUACUGCUAGAGUCAUGUUUGCUUUAGUUGUUAUACAUGCCGUCACAUUUACUAUUGUGUUUGUUCCAUACUACGCUGAGUCUGUUAAAGAUAACUACUUUAUUUGGGGUAUAGUUGCUACUGUAUGUGGUGGGAUAAUGAUGUUUCAGGCAAUGUUGUAUUUAAGAAGGAGAUGGUAUGAGAUUUUUUUAAUUUUGCACAUAGUAUUAGCAGCAUUUUGGGUAAUUGGAACUUGGUAUCAUGUUGUUGAACUUGGAUUUAUUUGGGUUGUUUAUCCUACAAUUGGUGUAUGGGCACUUGAUCGAGUAAUAAGAUUUGGUAGAUUAAUUGUUUUUGGUUUUCCACUAGCUGAAGUUACUUUAUUAUCUGAUGAAACAUUAAAAGUUGUUGUACCUAAACCCACUUAUUGGAAAUCAAUCCCUGGUGGACAUGCAUUUAUACAUUUUUUAAAACCAGCAUAUUUUUAUCAAUCACAUCCAUUCACUUUUACUGAUUCUGUUGAUCAAGGUAAUUCAAUAAUUUUAUAUGCAAAAGUUAAAGGAGGCAUCACAAGAAACCUAUACAAAUCUUUAGCACAACAACCUGGUAGAACAUGCAAAAUUAGAGUUGGUGUUGAAGGUCCAUAUGGAGAAUCAACUGCUGCUAAAUAUGCUGAUACUGCUGUAUUCAUUGCUGGUGGUAAUGGUAUUCCUGGAAUCUAUUCUGAAGCAGUUGAUGUUGCUGUCAAUAGUAAAGAUGGGUCAAAUAGAGUUAAACUUACAUGGAUUGUCAGAGAAUGGAGAUCAUUAUAUUGGUUUUAUGAAGAAUUAUUGAGUUUGAAAAAUACCAAGAUUGAUACUACCAUUUAUGUUACUCAACCAAAUAGUCAUAUAUUUAUGGAUGAAUUCAAUAAUAGAUUUACAGGGUUAGAAAGAUUAUCAAUUGACAAGGCAGAAGAUUCAGAAGGUUUGAGUUUGGAAAAAGAUGAUUCACUUAAAGAAUUCACUAAAUCUGAAGAGACCUCAUGUGAUGAAAAAACAAAUCUUGAUCCUUCUCAUAUAAUAAACACAAUUAAGUCAGAAUUAUCACAUAUUAGAUUCAAGGAAGGUAGACCAUGUAUUGAGACAUUGAUUCCAGAAGAAAUACACGAGUCCAAUGGAUCUGCUGCAUUUGUUACUUGUGGUCAUCCUAUUAUGGUAGAUGAAAUCCGUUAUUAUUGUAGUAAAAAUGUCAGUAAUAAAGAGAGAAAAAGAGUUGAAUUUUAUGAACAAGUCCAAGUUUGGGCUUAG